AUGAAGACUAUCGAGAUAUAUAAAACUUCAGAAAGUUGUAAAACCUCAGAAAGUUAUAAAACCUCAGAAAGUAAUAAAACCACAGAAAGUUAUAAAUCCACAGAAAGUUAUAAAACCUCAGAAAGUAAUAAAACCACAGAAAGUUAUAAAUCCACAGAAAGGUAUAAAACCUAA
Messenger RNA from Lottia gigantea (owl limpet), 174 nucleotides. RefSeq lists its product as hypothetical. The transcript has 2 exons. Lineage: Eukaryota; Metazoa; Mollusca; Gastropoda; Lottiidae. The coding region runs from base 1 to 174 and encodes 57 amino acids. The record is from RefSeq and is a predicted model, not a curated record.